ACACCCUCCCUCCUUCUCUCACACAUUAUUCCUCUCGGUCCGGCUCACUGUUGCUCCAGCAUUCACUUGGUGAAGUCCUGUUUUUUUUUAACAUCAGAAAGACACAGUUCCAGUUUGUUGUGCGUGGUUCAGCUCUAGCAAAGUGUCCUGAUCAUCUGAAGACUUUUCCUGUCUUUCCCUUCAGAAGACCGCAGCGCAGUUCAGUGGUUAAUAAGUAAAGAUGUCGCUCCCGUUGUCAGUGCUGAUAUGCCUUGUUGUCCAGCUGUGUAUGGGAGAUCAGCCUGUGGAGGAAGUCAUCACAACAAAGAAAGUGCCUCUCCUGGGGGACUGGUUUGAGAGGAGUCCAGAGUCAACCGAGGUCAUAGAGGCAGCCCAACAUGCUGUGAUGAUGUUCAACACACACUCCAAGAGCAGGAAGAUGUUCAAGCUGGUCUCCAUCACUGCUGCGCAGACGAAGGUGACCAAUGUGAUCAACUAUAAGAUCGAGGCAGUCCUGGGAAAAACCAAGUGUCUCAAGACUGAAAACCAUGACCUGGACAGCUGCAGUCUUGAGAGGAAGCAAGUGAAGUGCCACUCUGAGGUGUCGUUCAACCCGCACAAAAACAAACACGAGCUGCAAAAACAGCAGUGCACGAAACUUGGAAAGAAGGUUUAAUAAUUCAGAUUUGUAGCUUUGACCACCUUUCUACAUUUUGAUAUUUUUUUUUUCUGAAUAAAUGUUCUGCAGCUGAUUUUAACAGGUGGAUGAUAGACAUGUUGGCACGAUGGGAAUACUAGAACAAUGACAAAUCAUACUCUGAAUAAAAUUAGCUUGGAAAAGGUGACUAAGAUACACAAUAAUGUGUACUGUAGAUUAUUUCUGGUCUGUGUGAGAACACUUCAUUGCUUAAAAUUUAAAAAAGAGCAAAUCAGUGCUUACUGUGGAAAGUCAUCAAUUAAAGGGUGUUGCAGUAAAGAGAUGAAGACAGAGUUUUAUAUCGAUAUUUAUUGAAUUGGUGGGAUUUUUGUACAAACAAGUCAAUAAUGUGAAGAGCCGAGUAGUCUUCAUUUUCUUUCAGACGUCUGUAAUAAAAAAAAGAGAUCAGUCACCACAAAGUACCAGCUGUGACUUUAGAGCAUAAAUCUGUUCUCUGAAUUCAGACCUUCAACCUAACCCCUCUCUCCAGCUCUUUCUCCAGAAAUGUCUUCCAUUCAAUUAAGCAGAAAAGCCUUAAGAACUCAUUUCAUUUCUAUACUCACUGCAUUCGUAUAACCUGUUGAUCCUGAGGAUGUCAAUAUCAGACAUGUCAUCCCUCUGUCCAAUCGGCACAGAGGAAUCUGGAAUAGGAGUGAUGGUGUCUGCUCCAUACUCUGAUGUGAAGGCAGUCCUAGAGAGAAAAAAAAGUGAAAUGAAAUAAAAGUUAUAUACUGAUGGAAAAUUGUCCUUAUUUAAUUUAUUUAUAAGAGCAUUGGAAUAGUUCAUUGUCAAGCCAAAAACUUUAAAUUAUAUAUAUAUUCUCAAAGAUAUGGUUCCUUUUUUCAUUGCUACUCUAAUUUUUUUACUUUUUUUUUUUUUUUACUGUAACUUGGCUUCAGGAUCUUCUUUCCUCUCACAUGCCACAGAGAAAAUGAGCUGCAAUCCACACGCAGGGCCAGAAAUUAAAUGUUAAAGCUCCAUUAUUCAAUAUUUUUCUGUAACCAAUAUUAAAUGACAAUGUUUAAUGUGAAGGGUGUUGAUGACUCAGCGUCAUCACUCAACUCUGCAGGCUCCCUCAGUGGGCAUAUAUUUCUCUCAGGCAUUGGUGGAGACCAAAAACAGAGCUAAAAAGAGAGCGACUACUAUUUAUAUUGGCCAAGUGAUCAAAAACAUAAUUGAAUAUCACUCUGUGUAUGCUAAUUAUGCAUAGGCAGCUGCUUGCUGACAGGUUAGCCUCAUGCUUCAUGACGACAUGAAUAAACUAAACGAAUUAUCUUACUAACAAUACUAUUAAUGAUAUAAACAGAUGUUACCUUCCAUAAUGCAUAACAGAGGAAUAGUCAUAUGGUGUGUUCAAGUUGUCGGUGUCCAUUUUGUUGAAGUUGACGGCAUGUGCUUAAAAUAAAACAGAAAUUUUAAAUGAU
Messenger RNA from Chelmon rostratus (copperband butterflyfish), 2100 nucleotides. RefSeq lists its product as uncharacterized. Gene Ontology annotation, molecular function: cysteine-type endopeptidase inhibitor activity. The coding region runs from base 221 to 655 and encodes 144 amino acids. The record is from RefSeq and is a predicted model, not a curated record. The transcript is spliced from 5 exons. NCBI's taxonomy places the organism in Eukaryota, Metazoa, Chordata, Actinopteri, Chaetodontiformes, Chaetodontidae.